Messenger RNA from Exserohilum turcica Et28A, 1414 nucleotides. RefSeq lists its product as uncharacterized. The coding region runs from base 40 to 969 and encodes 309 amino acids. Gene Ontology annotation, biological process: basic amino acid transmembrane export from vacuole. NCBI's taxonomy places the organism in Eukaryota, Fungi, Ascomycota, Dothideomycetes, Pleosporales, Pleosporaceae. Gene Ontology annotation, cellular component: fungal-type vacuole membrane. The record is from RefSeq and is a predicted model, not a curated record. The transcript has 3 exons.
GUCGUCGUCGCGGCGCCCCAUCCUCCUCCCGCCGCCAUCAUGUUUGCUGCCGCCCUGUCACACGCCCCGUCUCUAACGCCCCAAGAGGCGCUUUCCGGCGUCUUCGGCUCUAUCUCGCUGGCUUCGUGGAUCUUUCUCUUGGUCCCACAGCUCAUUGAGAACUACACCUCGGGCUCUGCCGAUGGCAUCUCGCUCGCCUUCUUGAUUGUCUGGUUCAUUGGCGACAUUACCAACCUCGCAGGCGCGCUCUGGGCUGGUCUCGUCCCUACCGUCAUUGCCCUUGCCAUCUACUUUUGCUUUGCCGACCUUGUCCUCAUUUCGCAAUGCCUCUACUACAACAUGAAGAACGCCCGCCGUGAGCGCAAGGCCUCGACCCGCUCCACCGACAGCAUCCACGCCCCUCUGCUUGGACGCCGCGACAGCAGCAACAUUGGCCUCCCCGGCAGUCACAGGCGCGACUCGGCCGCCAGCCGCAGACGCCGCGCCAGCUCCCUGCCCACCAUUCCCGACGUCAAUGACACUUCAAGCGAGUGGCUCAAGAACACCCUGAGCAUCCUCGGUGUCUGUGCCGUCGGCGCUGCAGGCUGGGCCAUUGCCUGGAAAACCGGCGUCUGGGUCCCCCAGCCCACCCACGACGACAACAACGCUCCCGACGACAGUCCUCUCGGUGCCCAGAUCCUAGGCUACGCAAGCGCCAUUUGCUACCUUGGAGCCCGCAUUCCCCAAAUCAUCAAGAACCAGCGUGAAAAAUCCUGCGAGGGCCUUUCCCUCCUCUUCUUCAUGCUCAGCUUGCUCGGCAAUGCUACCUAUGGUGCAGGAAUCAUCUUCCACUCGCAGGAAAAACAAUACAUCCUGACCAAUCUCCCCUGGCUCAUUGGUUCUCUCGGCACAAUGGUCGAAGAUGUCACCAUUUUCAUCCAAUUCCGCGUCUUUGGAACCGGAGAUGCUUCUUCAGCUCUUGAUGCUUGAGUCUCAAUCUCUCUCUCUGUCUGUCUGUCGUCUGAUGUAAAAAAAAAGUUAUCUGCUUGUUUGUACAUGGUAUGGUCCCGAGUAUUUUGACUCCCAUCUAUCCAUCCAUCUCUCUGUCCAUCUAUCUAUCUGUCUGUAUUUUGACCUGGAAUGAGAGAAAGAAAAGUUUUUGUAUCCAUCUACAUUGUUCUGGAGUUUUUGUUUUUCUUUCAGUCUAGCUUAGCGCUGUAUCAUCCAUCCAUCCAUCUCCAUCAUUCCUAUACUAUCCAUCCAUCUAUCUUCGUUCAGUUCUUGCCUCAAAGAUUAUACCCCAUUUCUACACGCCACGAAUCUUGCACAACUGGAAAAAAGAAAAGAAAAUCGAUGAGAAGAAGAAAAAGGAAAAAAAGAAAAGGGAGUUCAACGCCUUGGUCUGAAUUACCUUUACGCGUGUAUGGAGGUAUAG